Messenger RNA from Rhagoletis pomonella (apple maggot), 620 nucleotides. RefSeq lists its product as uncharacterized. The transcript has 3 exons. Bases 117 to 359 code for a protein of 80 amino acids. The record is from RefSeq and is a predicted model, not a curated record. Lineage: Eukaryota; Metazoa; Arthropoda; Insecta; Diptera; Tephritidae.
UAACACCGGCAGGUUUUUGACAACUAUUAUUGUGAAUAACAGGAGUUUAAAGAAGAGGAACUGCAAAGUGUGCUGCGUUGCUGUUUUUGCCCGUGGAAGUCCGAUUAAUCAUCAAAAUGUCUGAUAAGCCUGUUGAGAAAGUUGGUCGCCCCAUGAAGUACCCGUAUACUUUCAGCGCAAAAAUCGCUCAAUUUCCGCUAAAACACUACAUUCAGAAUCAAUGGAUUUGGAAAUAUUAUUUCAUUGCUUUUGGUCUGUGCAUUCCAGUAUUCUAUAAAAUCAGCAAAUUAGCAAACUCGCCCGCAAACAAACAAAAAUGGGCCGAGAGCCAGGCCAAGGAAGCUGCAGAACAUCAUUAAAUUGAAAGGAAUAUCACUGGUCAUUUGAUAUAUAAUUAAUUUAUAAAUUUUUGAAAAUAUGUUCAGGAAUAAAUAGCGUAUUUUUGAACCUCACAACAACAAUUGGAGUUCAUGCAAGAUAAAAUAUUUCGUUUAGAUGGAUGCAGAGAAAUUUUGAUCCAUUAAUUAUAACUGGUAGGAAUAAAAUGUAAAAACCGUCAUGUGUCGAGUUACAUACACAGUCACUCAAUAAAGUGUAGGUACAGCGAAUUUCUUACAAUA